This is a messenger RNA of Chiloscyllium plagiosum (whitespotted bambooshark), 4939 nucleotides long. Its product is annotated as palmitoyltransferase Hip14-like. The record is from RefSeq and is a predicted model, not a curated record. Lineage: Eukaryota; Metazoa; Chordata; Chondrichthyes; Orectolobiformes; Hemiscylliidae. Gene Ontology annotation, cellular component: Golgi membrane. Gene Ontology annotation, molecular function: palmitoyltransferase activity; protein binding. Gene Ontology annotation, biological process: protein palmitoylation.
GCUGAGCUGACUAUUCAGUGGGUACACACCCAAGACAAGUUCAGUUCCCGGAGAUGGUGGCGGCUGCUUAUACCCAGCUCAGUCCUGGCUCCAGGCGCCGUGGAGCACCCGGGAGAGGCGGCAAAGUCCAACCCGCUGGUGAGGCCCAUCUCUCGGGACACGGGCAUUGGCAACACACCGUCCCUGCUCUGCUAACCGGGAGUCUGUCCGAACUGCAGACGCUGGCAGAGAUGGGAGAGCUAGCACAUCAGUGUCAGUACGAUGAGAACGGACACACUCUGGUGCACUGGGCAGCGCUCACCGCUUCCGUCUCGCUUCUCAGGUAUUUGGUAGAUUUGAGACUCCCUGUGAAUCUGCCCAGCCGCUCUGAACCGGCGCAGCGACCUAUUCACUGGGCAGCGGUCAAAGGACACAUCCCUGUUACAGAAAUUCUCCUGCAAGCUGGCGUCUCAAUUGACGAGAGGGAUCAGAGAGGAUGCACUCCUUUAAUAAUAGCUUCGCAAUAUGGACACAUUGCCCUCUGUUGCUACCUGGUGGGGAAAGGAGCCAGUCUGCAAGCAUGUGACAGCCAAGGUGACAAUGCACUGCACUGGGCUGCAUUUAAAGGACAUUGUGAGUUAACUCGCUUGCUGAUCUAUUCUGGCUUCAACCCCAGACAACUGGAUGGCUUUGGUCAGACAUCGCUGCAUUUAGCUGUCCUUAGUGGAGAUCUGCCCACAGUCCAGCUGCUCUGUGAGCAGUGUGGAGUAGAAUUAGAAACUGAAGAUAAAAGUGGAAACACACCUCUAAAACUUGCAAGAGAAUGCCAGUAUAAGGAUAUCGUACUAUAUUUAGAAAAUAGUAUCUAUCAAGCAAGAAGUAUGAUUCCAAAAUUUGAUUGGAGUUCUUUGGUCUUUGGCCCCCCUGGAAAAUCUAAAGGACCGAUUCUUUUUUUUAAUGGCUGUUUGCUGUUAUGGGGUUAUCCCACUUAUUUUACACAGAUUGUCUCGAUCUCCUUCAACAGGCUAAUGACCUGCCAUAUCGCCUUCUUGGUCGGCAAUGUACUGAUGUGGUAUCUAUUUCUGAAAGCUUCCCUGAUGGAUCCUGGUUUCCUUCAAAGAGACAGUGAAGAAUACAAUCGUGCUCUUAGGCAGGCAGUUUAUUCUGACGAAUGGAAACAGGGAAAGAAUCCUCUGAACAGGCUGUGCCAUACUUGUCACCUUGUGAAGCCACUUCGGUCUAAGCAUUGUCAUGUUACUAACCGCUGUGUGAGGUGCUUUGACCAUUACUGCCCUUACAUCUAUAAUGACGUAGGCUACAGAAACAGGGUUUACUUUUUGGGCUUCUUAGCCACAAUGUGCCUUAAUAGUGUGUUGGGAGUCUACUUUGCUUGGGACUGGUUUAAUGAGAUGGGUCGUAGCAUUUUCAUUGGAAUCGGCUUCAUUUUCCUGUCUGUUAUUGCAUUCGCUUCAGCAAUAAUGACCUGCAUAUAUUUCUACACAGCUACAGUUAACAUAACAAUAAAUGAACACAUGAACCAGAAGAGAUACAGUCACCUUUCUGAUGAAAAAGGGCACUUCCGUAACCUCUUCAACAGGGGCAUUAAACUGAACUUGAUGGAGUUCUUUCACCUUAUUGACCCACAGAAGGAGCAUGAACUAAACACACUGAAUCAGCUGUGUACCAUCUGAUUAGUGUGGAAUCUGUACCACUGGAUCAGAUUUUCUUUCAUCAAAGUGGAAGCACAAAUAUCAUUUUUACUUUUAAAAAGUCAUCCUGAUAAUUUCUACUGUUACAGGAAAAAUAUAAAGAUGUAUUACUGUUAUACAACAAACCUGCUACUUUUUGAAGAGAAUCAAGGAUUAAGAUAGGGAGAACCAUUGUGGGUCUAGGUGCUUCUCCUAUUUCUGGGCGCUUUAAUUUUAACUUCGUUCUCCCACCUUUAACCCUCCCUCUCUCAUCCCUCAGAAUUGGGAACACGGGUCAAAAUAUUUCCCCUCUGCAUGUCCACUCAGGCUCUUUUUUGAUUUUUAGGGAAAUAUACUUUUUCACUAACUCAUGUAUUGCAGUCACAUAGUAACAGCACCAUCUGUGUUUGAAUAGAAAUAAAAUAUUGGGGAUGCUGGAAAUCUAAAAUAAAAAGCAAAAUUGCUGGAGAAACUCAGCAGGUCCAGUGGCAUCUGUGAAUGUCACAUGUUAAAAAUUAGAAGAUCUUAACUAGACAGUUAACUUUUUUUUCCCACUGUAUUUUAAGACUUAAAUUUAAGAAUUGACUUAUGGUUUGUUACAAUAGUAAUUAAUACACUCCUACCACAAAUGGGAAUUCCAGAACAAACACAGCCUUAAGCUUAAAUUCCACAUUACUUUGCAAAGAAUGCGGCCUCAGUGAUUUUCAGUUUUCACGGUUACUAGUUAGAUGAGGUUUUUUUGGUCAGGCUUAAAACUGUUCACGCUCAUUUCCAGAUUCUCUGUCCUUACAUACAUCUCCUUUAUAGCCUGCCUCCCUCCUUCUGCCCAUUCCCUUUGAGAAUGUCUCUGUCUCUGUUCCCGCUCCCCUAACACAUUCCUAACUUUUUCUCCCCCACGUUGCGGCCUCCUCUCUUUCCCCUCUUGCAGCUUUUCUCUCUAUAACCCCUUUGCAACCUCGCACUCUCUUCUGCCUUACACUCCUCUCGCUCUCCCCCUCUUGCAUCCUCUGUCUCUUGCUCUUUCCCUCCACCCUUCCACCACAUUGCUUCUCUGUCUCUCUUCAAUUGCCUCAAUGCCACCACAUAUUUUUUCGUUGUUUAUCUAAAUCAUAGGCUGGUCCUGUUCCACAUUUGCUGGUGAUAGGUUCACUACCCUACCUAAGAGCAAAGAACACAAGAGAAAACCAACCUCUAAUUGGAGCUAUAGCAUCUCAAGGAUUCCAUCCAGACAACUUACAGUAUGCCCCUGUGACUGAAAAUUUCCAGAAAUAUUCUGAAUUUGUCCUUGAUUUCUGUGUUUUCUGAACAUUGCUAUGUAGCCAAUGAACCUGGCUGCCCCUAGAGCCCCCUUUCCAAUGUCCUGGAUACAUGUAGUGUCAAUCUGCUGCUAUUACUGUACUAACUAUGCAUUUGCACCUGGCCUUCACCUGAAUAGCACUGACAAUGCGGACCAGAUAAAAGUUGAGUGUGUUGCACAGCAAUGUUAAUUCUCAUCUCCUACUUGAAGUAUUCUGCUGAUAAAAUUUAGGACUUAAGUAAGGCCCUCUGCUUAAAUCAUUCAGUGGGACUGCACGGUUUCCCUUCCUGGUAUGUCUUGAUUAAGAUUUUGCCCAUUACGCAGCUGUCUACUGUUUUCACAAUUCAAGGAAACAAAACUAAUCCUAUCAAAUGGAACGUUAUGAAAUUCCUUAGGGUUAAGCAUAAGAGAUUCCCAAAGGUAUUUUUUUGCAAAUAUGAUGUGCCCAAUCAAGUGUUGUAAGGUUUUAUUCUAUAUUAUUAUAACAAUUACAAUACUCUGCUGCACUGUUGAUGUAAGUGGUGUCUUUCACAGUAGAAUUUUAACCCUUCUUUAGAGAAAGAAUGCACUUAGGCAAAAAUUUCUGUACAAUUUAUGCAAAAAUGCUCUACAACUGACUCUAUCUAUGCAUUGAAUAUAGCUGUGUUCCAAUGCUGCUUCAUGACAUCCACAUGCAUCGGUAAAGGGCUAAAAUAUCCAAAACAAAGCUUAUUGUGAUGUGAUUUGAAUCAGAGAAGUUUUUUUUAAUAUUAUGAAAAUAUUGGUCAACCCUUUCACAAUUGAAUUUACAAAUGUUUACAUGGAUAGAAAUGUGAUUACAUUUUCAAAAUGUAAGAACUAUUUAGCCUCUUUAAAGGUGAACUCAUACACAUGGAAUACUUGUUGAUAGAUUUCACUAUUUGAACAAAAUAUUUGUACAAGUCAACUUAAUAAGCAAAGUUAUGAAGCGUCUAAACAAAAAUGUAUUGUAACUUAUUUUUCUAAAGCGUGUAAUUCUAGUGGGGCUGUUGUGAGGCUAAGAUGAUUGUGUAUUUUUUCCUAUUUGAGAUUAAAUAAUCCAUCAUAAUGAUCUCCAUUUAGCAACUUUUGAUCAUUGUUAAAUUAUUUUAAAAUUCAUUUCAAAGUUGUAAACAGCAGAAAUUCAGCUUUCAAUUUCUUUUUGAUUGUGUCAGUUGUAUAUGUAUCAUUAGAUUUCACCAAUAUCAGAGAGAAAAUUUGGCAUUUAGGUGGGAUACAGGCUAAUUCUCUACCAAUAAGCCCUUCAUAUUUGAUGCCCUUAUUGUAUUUAAUGCCCUUGUCAGCUAUGUACUUAUUAUUUCCUCUGAUGUGAAAUAACCUAAUUGAAAACAGAAUAUAAACAUGACAGUACUUUGCAUUGAAUUAAAAAGUUGGCAAAUCAUAUUUGAAUGUAGCAUUCAACCUUGAGAACAUAACCCAGAUACCACUUAGACCCGAGUCCCAAAAGAGUUCCAACUUAAUGUUAGAGACAUUAGAGCAGGAUCUUCCUGCAGGACUGGAAAAGAAACAUAAGUAUGUAACAACCCAACCUUGAAGCAUUGUGAGGUAUCUAAACCUACUAACCCUGUCACACUGCAUUAACUGCUAAUAUAUACUAUAUUAAAGUUCACAUUAACUGUGCCUUAUAAACUUUUACAACUUCUGUGUGUAAGAACAGGGAGGAGAUUUGGUGCAGUUUCCACUACAUUUCUUCUGUUUUAGAAAAAAGCACAAAGAUGAUCAAAAGUGUAUUUUCUCAAUGGUUAUAGUAUAAAUGAUUUAAAUGUUAAAUACAGUAAAUAGAACAUGUUUUGAAGAACAGCAUCAUUUAGUAAACAUUUUCUUUGUGAAGUUAUCCAUAACCCACUUCAGAUUUUUGUUUAUACAUUUUGGUCUAUUUAUAUCAAUGUAUAUCACAUAUUAUGAUGCUGGAUUUGGAAUGCAAAGAUCCAUCUUGCUGAAUUAUAUCUUUUCACUU